AGAGUAGCCAUGUAAAAUAUAUUGACUCCAGCUCUUCUGAUGUUUCUUCAACAUUCCAACGCCGCUUGUAAAAAAAGGAACCUUUUUCGCGUUGCAAUUCGUCUCAUCACACCCUUCCGCACCAGCAACGCAGAAAAACACGUAACAUAAAACGAGUCGCCUAUUUCAGCUUCUUCUUGGGGCGUAGCUGGUUGGACACUUGCGGCAGAUGUUCUUCUCGCAGUUGUACUUGGAAGCGAGGGCCUUGAGGGAAGGCUCGAUGAUACCACCACGGAGACGGAGGACAAGGUGGAGAGUGGACUCCUAUAUCGUUGGAAAAAGAGUAUCGUCAGUCGACCGUUCAAUUCAUUCCAGGCCAAUUCCAUCCGUAAAGAUUCAAGAAAAUCUCCCCCUCAUUGUGACGGAGGCAAUAACGAUAAUUUGCGCCAUAAUUGUUGACGCAAAGAUACCUGCAACUGCCCCGCCCAACGCGUAUCCCCAAAGCAAUUCCUUCCGCGAAUUCAAAAUCGGUGUGAACAGUUGCCUCAUACCUUCUGGAUGUUGUAGUCGCUCAGAGUACGGCCAUCCUCGAGCUGCUUGCCAGCGAAGAUCAGGCGCUGCUGGUCAGGGGGAAUACCCUCCUUGUCCUGGAUCUUGGUCUUGACGUUGUCGAUGGUGUCGCUCGACUCGACGUCGAGGGUAAUGGUCUUACCCGUCAGGGUCUUGACGAAACUAUUGUUCAAAAGAACAGUCAGCAGAUGUUCCUAUUCCGUUUUCAUUGUCGGGUUUCUAAUUU
Aspergillus versicolor CBS 583.65 is the source of this 775-nucleotide messenger RNA. RefSeq lists its product as uncharacterized. The record is from RefSeq and is a predicted model, not a curated record. Bases 209 to 643 code for a protein of 144 amino acids. The transcript is spliced from 2 exons. NCBI's taxonomy places the organism in Eukaryota, Fungi, Ascomycota, Eurotiomycetes, Eurotiales, Aspergillaceae.